AAAUUAACGGAAGAGGAAAAAAAACUCUUCCGGAUGUAUGGAAAGUUGCCAACUGGAAAGGACCUUUUAUCCCAUAAGUUAAAGGAGCGAAAGUACUUUGACUCCGGAGAUUAUGCUCUUUCCAAAGCUGGAAAGACUUCGGGUCCUGUUGGUGUUCAACACCCUUCUCCUGAAACGAUUCCUCACGCCAAUGCCAUCGCAGCUACCACUCAUAAUUCUUCUCCUGUAAAAGAAAGUUCUCUUGUACACGAGACUGAAAUCGAAGAAAAAUCCGGUGAGCAAGAUGCUCAAGUUGCGGAUGCAGUUACUCAAGUCGCUUCAACCUCCACAUUAAAUCCAACAUCUGUUCCUGCGAUUCCGGCACCAACACCAAUUCCUAUUUUAACCGAACGAACAUCAAAUACAUCAAAUUUUAGUUCAGCAGAAAAGUCAAGCAAUAAAUCAUGA
Messenger RNA from Funneliformis mosseae, 447 nucleotides. The record is from the annotation of a GenBank genome assembly. NCBI's taxonomy places the organism in Eukaryota, Fungi, Glomeromycota, Glomeromycetes, Glomerales, Glomeraceae.